AUGGAAGAGUCUCAGAGUCUACGCUCACUUUUUCAGUCAGCGAAAGAUGCCAAGGCAGAGCUGGAAUCACGCGGAGACACCAACUCGCAGAGCUACCAGGAUGCUGUCAACACGGUGAUCGCCAAGUUCGAUGAAUGCCAGCGACAAGUCAGCGUUCUUUCUUUGUUCAGCGCAAACGAGUCAUUGGAUGACCUAUCGACGGGAGACCUGCAGUACCUCACGCUAGAAUACCAUCUCGCAGAAUUGAUGCAACGCGCUUCGAGCUCAGAUCGAGAGGCUGCGUUACGACGCGCCCUGCAACAAUAUGAGAACUUCCUCACACGACUCGAUGAAUAUGAAUUGCUGUCGGCGGGGGAUAAGAAAUUGUUUGAACGAUACAUUGCCAACCCAUCUACUUUCACACUUGCACCUCUGGACGACGCGGCCGCUCGGCGAGACAUCAAAGUCAGGAGAUUCCGGGAAGAGAAAGAGCUCAAGCAGAAAUUAGAGUACCUUGCUCAAAAUGAAGCUCGGCUUCAAAGUGACGACGACGAUACUCGACGCCUAUAUCUCGCAGAGCUACAGCUAUAUGUGCACCAAACAUUCCAGUCGCUGGAUCUGCUUGUGCAGGAGUUGUCGAUGCUAUCUACUAUGCGCCAGGCGCCUACCCCGUCACAACAUGUCCCCGAAGACUUGAGAGAACGAAGCAAUUUGGGAGGAGCGAAUUACUCAGAUCGGCUGGACCCGUCGUUAUCACAACUGCUGGGUCGCGGACGGAAUGGGCCUCUGCUGGACAGAAAAGGCAAGCCAAUGCAGCCUUUCACUCUGCUGGAUCGUCGCACACAGCUUCAGCAGGGAGUUUUCCGUUCUGGUCACAACCUCCCGACCAUGACAAUUGAGGAAUACCUGGACGAAGAGCAUCGGAGAGGCAAUGUCCUUCAAGGUGGUGAGCAGUCUGGUAUCAAGCCGGAAGUGGAUGAAGAUGAUUUGGACAAGGCAGAUGAAGAGACUAUGAAAGCGCGUGCCUGGGACGAGUAUGUCGAGGCAAAUCCGAAGGGGGCAGGCAAUACGUUGAACCGUGGCUGA
Molecule: messenger RNA, 1065 nt
Organism: Penicillium oxalicum
Lineage: Eukaryota; Fungi; Ascomycota; Eurotiomycetes; Eurotiales; Aspergillaceae
Product: IGBP1/TAP42 family protein
Exons: 3
Coding region: 1-1065 (354 amino acids)
Biological process (GO): regulation of dephosphorylation; regulation of signal transduction
Cellular component (GO): cytosol
Molecular function (GO): protein phosphatase 2A binding
Source: RefSeq, a predicted model, not a curated record